Messenger RNA from Leptopilina boulardi, 2108 nucleotides. RefSeq names its product A disintegrin and metalloproteinase with thrombospondin motifs adt-2-like. The transcript is spliced from 14 exons. Gene Ontology annotation, molecular function: metalloendopeptidase activity. Lineage: Eukaryota; Metazoa; Arthropoda; Insecta; Hymenoptera; Figitidae. Bases 23 to 1930 code for a protein of 635 amino acids. The record is from RefSeq and is a predicted model, not a curated record. Gene Ontology annotation, biological process: proteolysis.
CUCUACACUACUUUUAGAGAAGAUGUAUUACUUCACAAUUUUAUUUUGCACUUUUUUUGUGCCAUUCACUCAAUCGCAUUAUGCUGACAAUAGAUUUUUAUUCAAUGAUGAAUCUGACUAUGAGGUGGUUCCAAUUGGUCAUAAAAUAUCCGACGACAAAUUAACAAUUCGAAUUAAAAGAGAUGGAAAGACCAAUGAUUAUAAUUUAAAUCCUACUGAUAGUUUACUUGCUGGCAAAGAAACUAAAGUUUAUACUGCCACUAAUAAUGUUGAUCGUAGUUCCGUUGAUUAUGAAGAAAUACAAAAUGUUUUGCAAAACCUGAACUAUACUUUUUAUCAAGAUAAAAAAACUGGUUCAUCUGUAACACAGUUUCGGAAUAAACGUGGAAUAUCUGAAUUUCAUGGAAUUAUCGACAAUAAUUAUGUGAUUCAACCAUUGCCCAAUCAUCUUCGUAAACGUCGAGAUUUGACGAAAAAAAAUUCUGCAACCCUUGAAAGUGAUGCCGAAGGUUUCAUAAAUACUGAUGAACAUAUAAUUUAUAAACAAACAUUUAAUAAUGCUUCCCAACUUGAUGCAUCUAAAAUGGUCGAUGAUGAAAUUAUGAAAAUUAAAAGUGUAUCCCGAAGAGAAGUUGGAGUGACUCCAAAAAUAGUUUAUCCGGAAAUUAUGGUUUUCGUUGAUGAUAUACUUUUUAAUAAAUUUAAUCAAGACGUGAUGGAAGCGGUACAAUAUACUUUGAGUUUUUGGAAUGCAGUUGAUUUAAGAUACAGAGAAUUUGAUGAUCCACAGAUUCGUCUCUAUAUUAGAAAAAUAGUAUUAGUUAAAGAACCACUACCAUUCAUUAAUAAAGCAAUUUACGGUUUUCCCAAAGGAGCUAUAUAUGGUUCCGGAAGUUUAAAAGAAUUUGCUUUAUAUUUAUAUAAGGAACAAUUCUUUCAACCAACUAUAGAUUAUGAUGCAGCUGUGUUGAUGACUGGAAGAGAUAUGAUGGAUUUACAAGGCAAUAAGGGAACAGCUGGUAUUGCCUUUGAAGCUGGAGUGUGCAGGGAAAGUACAUAUCAGGGAUAUUUUGGUACCGGUGUAGUUGAAGAUAGUAAUGGUUAUGGAGGGAUUAUUGCUGCUGCUCACGAAUUAGGUCAUCUCUUUGGUGCGCCUCAUGAUGAGGAAGAUUCAAUGUUUCAUCAAAAUGGUGCAUUGCAUUGUCCUAAGGAAGAUGGUUACAUCAUGAGUUAUAAUCGUUAUAAUAAAAACAGAAUUUUAUUUUCCCCAUGUUCGAAAAAUGUUAUUCGAACUGUUUUAAGUCAAAAUUUUGCAAAAUGCGUUCAGAAUAAUCCAGCAGAAUAUGUAAAUAACAUACAAGUAUCAAGAAUUUUACCUGGUGAAAUAAUGACUUUAGAUCAACAAUGCAAAAAUGAUGGAUACAUAAGAAAUGAUAAUGCAAGAACAACUUGUUUAGAGCUACACUGUAUCUCAGCGGAAUAUUCUUACAGUUAUUAUCAUAUUACAUCUAGUAUGCCUCCUGCGGAGGGAUCUAAAUGUGGUGAAGGGAAGUACUGCAUAUCAGGAGAGUGUGUACAGAAACCUAAUAAUUUGGGACAAAAUUCAAAUUCUCAAUUGCCACACAAGCAAAGCACAACAAAAGCACCGUUCACUACUAAAGCGCCACCAAAAAUAAAUUACACACCAAUACCAUACAAGCCAAUUACUUCAAGAGCGCCAACUUUUCCAAGAGGACCAAUCAGUACAAAGGCACCAAUUACGACACAUUCCACAACAUCCACGAAAUGCGUUAAUGGAAAGUGUACAACUGAAACAUGCAUCAAUGGAAAGUGUACAAUUAAGGAUGCAGGAAAUAACAAUGGUAUGGUGAUAAACACAUCAUACCCAGUGUUUAGGCUAAUAAAUUUUCCUUUUUGGAAAAUAUAUUAACAUUGGAAAAAAAUUUUUUAUUUAAGUAUAUAAACUAACAAAUCUGGUUUGUAAUUAUUUUUUUGUUCUAAUAAUUCGAAAUUAAUAUAGAUGAAUAUAUAAUUAGUAUUAAUAUACUUAUUUCUAUGUAAUUAAAUUAAUUAUUGUAUUUAAUGAAGAUAAUGUAAAAAUUGAAUAA